AGCCCAAAAACUUGAUCUUCAGAAAGACCUCACUUCACUCUUCAAACUUAUAUAUAUCAUUAUUGUAGGCAAUGAAAGAAAUUAUCUUAAAACUCUUGAAAGGGCCUUUAGCUUCUAGCCAAGGUAGAUGAUGGGGUUCUCCUGGAAACUGUUUUAUGUAUUUGGGAUCUUGUUGUGGGGAUUUUCACAACGAUGGAGAACUGUGGAAAGCAAUGGUGGUUCAUUUUCAUGUGGGUUUCCAGCAAUAUACAACUUUGGGGACUCAAAUUCCGACACUGGUGGAAUAUCUGCAGCAAUGUCGGAGAUCCUAUCACCAAAUGGAGAAACCUUUUUUGGACAUCCUGCUGGUAGGGCCUGUGAUGGUCGCCUCAUCAUAGACUUCAUAGCUGAGAAUCUGAAGUUACCAUAUCUUAGUGCAUACUUGGACUCAGUUGGAACAAAUUUCAGGCAUGGUGCUAAUUUUGCAACAGGUGGUUCAUCUAUCAGACCACCUGGUUAUAGUCCAUUCAAUCUUUGGGUUCAGAUUUCACAGUUCAUUCAAUUUAAAGCUCGCACCACUUCUCUCUACAAUCAACUUACCCUCAAUAGAAGAAAUCCUUUAACCAUUAGCAAUCUACCAAGGCCUGCAGAGUUCUCACAGGCUUUAUACACAAUUGAUAUUGGACAAAAUGAUCUUGCUCAUGGUUUCCAAUACACGACAGUAAAACAGGUUCUAGCAUCAAUCCCCGACAUCAUAGGCCAAUUGCCCCAAGCUAUUCAUACACUGUACAAUGAAGGGGCAAGGUUCUUUUGGGUUCAUAAUACAGGUCCCAUUGGUUGCUUGCCGGUCUCGGUUUUAUAUGAAAUAUCAAAGCCUUGGAAUUUAGAUAAGAAUGGAUGUGUGAGGCUUCAAAAUGAAGUGGCUGUGGAGUUUAACAGGCAGCUUAAGGACAUGAUUUCCCAGUUAAGGGCUCAACUCCCUUUUGCUAGAUUCACAUAUGUUGAUGUCUAUUCAGCCAAAUACACUCUCGUUAGCGACGCGAAGAAUCUAGGUUUUGUUGAAGCAGUGAACUUUUGUUGUGGGAAUUGUAUGAAAAAGGGGAUGGCUAAUGGAACAGUUUAUGGGAAUCCAUGCAAUCAUCCAUCAAAGCACAUUAGCUGGGAUGGCAUACAUUACAGUCAGGCAGCCAAUACGUGGGUUGCAGAGCGAAUCCUCAAUGGCUCCUUCUCUGAUCCACCUCUUUCUAUUCAAAGUGCUUGCCAUCAUCAAACAACCAUUUUAUGAUGAAACAGUAGCAAUCAUGGCAUGUUCUUUAUUGUCCUAGACGCAACAUAUAUUGAAUAAUGUUGUUUAACGCUUAAGCAUUAGUAGAGUUAAGUAAUUAUGGUACUUUAUGUUAUUUAAAACUUGCUUAAGCCUUGAUGCUGAUAAAUAAUACUAGUUGAAGUUUUUCAUUCAACUCUGGCCUUUUCUGGACCACUUCAAUUCAACCCUUUUGAGCCUUUUUCUGUCAACUCAGGGUUACCCUUACACCAUCAUUGGUGAUGUAGGUCUUUGCAUUUACAACUCAAAUGGGGUUUAAUAAGCAAUUUUGAGACCUAUUUCCACUGUUCUUUUUCUUUUUUUUUUGUUUUAACUGAAAAAAGGGCUUGUCAAAGAGCUUUAGGUUGCGUUCUUCAUUGCUUAAGAGACGGACUUUUACUUGGAAAAGUGCUUUUCUUUGAAAAGCAAUGAAGAACAGCCUUCAUUUGGAAGCAAAUUCUCAGAAGCUGAGAAGUGCUUUUGGGCAGAUGGAGAAGUAAAAUUUUUUAGCUUUUCAGCCAAAAAGUGCUUUUGGCUGGUUCAUUUACUUUUUUAGUCACACACGAACGCCCUUCUUUGCUCUCUACUCUUUGCCCUCUGCUGGUUCUUUGCCCUCAUCUCUGCCCUCUGUCGGUUCUUUGUUCUACCCUCUGCCGGUUCUUUGUUCCUCUGUCCUCUGCCGGUGAGUUUAUCUUUUUCUUCUCUUCUUCUCUUAUUCUGUAUAUUUUUGUUUGUCUGGGAUUGAUUUUCGUAAUUGAUUGAAGAUUGGAUAGGAGAUAAACCAUUAAACCAUUAAACCCAAGUUCAAGAUUUUCCAGGAUUUAGGAUUUUCAACCCAUGAUGUUGCUGAUAUUGUAGCUAGUGAUCCCUGGAUUUUGACUAGAAGCGUGGAUGAUAGGAUUGCACCUUCUAUUUCCGAUUUAAAGACUGUUUUAGGAUCAAAUGAUGAUGUUGUUAAGUUAUUAAGAACUUCUGCUUGGUUUCUCAAAUCUGAUUUGCAAAAGACUAUGAUGCCUAAUGUAAUAGGCUCAAUUUGCCCGGCCCAAAUAAGAAAUAAAUAAACAAAAAAUAUAAAAAAUAAUAAUAAACCAAAACCAAAAUUAAAAGUCCAAAAACCAAUAACAUAGUCCAGUUCUUUACAUCAGCAGGCCCAAAUGCAUAUGCCUAGAAGACUAAACCUGAAUGGCCAAAUUACACCUAGCCCGAAUGCCCAAACAACCCGAAAAAGCUAAUACCCUAACCCGAUUUACACGGCCCGAUUCAAGUUGAAACAUUAGCCUUCAACAGCUUUCAGCUUCAGCCACCGCUUUCCCUCGGCCUCACGUGCCCCACGAGCCACGCCUCUGCACACCACGUCCGCACCUCCGUACAGCCUUCACACACCGCCACGCGCUGCGCGUACGUCGUACCUGCAAGAACGACAAGCAAACAAAAAGAGCAGAAAUCGACAGCAAAUGAACAGGGACAGAUUUCUUUUAAUUUUUUUAUUUUAUUUUAUUUUAUUUUUUCAUUUUCGGCUAUAAAGGCUGAUUUAAGAAUCUGUAAACAUGGAGACUGUAUCAAAAAAACAAAAAAGAUCAAUACAAAAAUUAAAAAGAAGGUUUUCUUCUUUCUCUUUACCAUUCUUUUUCCAGUUGCUUUUCUUUCCUUCUCUGCUUUGCUCUUAAUCGCAUGUAAUAGAAUAUAUAUAAAAUAAAAGAAAAGAGGAAGAAAAACGUACCUUGUGGCCGGACCUCCGCUCUCUCCGUAUCCAUCAGAGUUUGGGCGAGGUUCGAGGGCCCUUGAGGACGACGAUUCGUCGAACAACAAAAAAGGAGAGUUUAGGAAGUAAGGAAAAUACCUCAUAGCCGGAUCUUGUUUCUCUCCGUCGCAAUCGGAGUUUGAGCAAGGAUUUGGAGUUCCUUUUCGAACAACUGCUCCACAGAACGGCGCCGAAAACAACAAGCAAAUCUUUUAGGUUUUAUUUUGAAUGAAAUAAACUGCUGAUCGCUCUAGGGUUUGGCUUAUAACUAAUGGAAGAAACGACGUCAUUCAGAGCCUGUGCAGUGGCCAUGAUACGAUGCCAUUUAGAAGCUCAGACCCGUGUGGUGACCCGACCCGAAGGAAGGAUCUGCGCGUUUUGGGUCUGAUGGGAUUAUUGCACAACAAGCCCCUCCGCAUUUGUUUUCAUUUUAAUUUGGUUUUUAUUGUUUUUUUAAAUCUCUACCUCAUAUUUUGUUCCAAUUUUAAUUAGAUCCAUGACUAAACGGCACCGUUUCGAUGAUUAGGUUUGAGUGCCUGGAUUUAUGCGCUUAAUUGUUAUUUCAGUCCCUCAAUGUUGAAUCAAUUAUCAAUUUGGCUCGAA
Messenger RNA from Gossypium raimondii (Peruvian cotton), 3626 nucleotides. Its product is annotated as GDSL esterase/lipase At3g27950. Bases 128 to 1264 code for a protein of 378 amino acids. NCBI's taxonomy places the organism in Eukaryota, Viridiplantae, Streptophyta, Magnoliopsida, Malvales, Malvaceae. Gene Ontology annotation, molecular function: hydrolase activity, acting on ester bonds. The record is from RefSeq and is a predicted model, not a curated record. The transcript is spliced from 5 exons.